Messenger RNA from Cyphellophora attinorum, 4149 nucleotides. Its product is annotated as L-aminoadipate-semialdehyde dehydrogenase large subunit. Gene Ontology annotation, biological process: L-lysine biosynthetic process. The transcript has 2 exons. The record is from RefSeq and is a predicted model, not a curated record. Gene Ontology annotation, molecular function: phosphopantetheine binding; L-aminoadipate-semialdehyde dehydrogenase [NAD(P)+] activity. Lineage: Eukaryota; Fungi; Ascomycota; Eurotiomycetes; Chaetothyriales; Cyphellophoraceae. Bases 1 to 4149 code for a protein of 1382 amino acids.
AUGGCGGUCAACGGUGUUUCAGGUCACCUUCAGUGGUGGAUGGAGCACCUGAAGGACCUCACUGUCUCUCCUUUGACUCGAGACUAUCCAGAAGUCUCGUCAGAAAAUGCUCAGAAGAGAGCCAUCGAGGCAGUGGAGUCACUGGAGGCCGACAAUAAGACCUAUGAGGCGUUGAGCAGCUUUCCAAAUGAUGUUUCGGUGGAAGCGAUUGUUCUGACGGCACUGAUGGUACUCACAGCGCGGCUUACGGGGGACGAAGAUAUCAGUAUUGGCGCCAAUGCAGGCCCGAAUGGCUCACCGUUCGUGCUACGACUCUUCACCACCAGCUCUGAGACCUUCUUGGCAUUGUCUGGGAAGGUCAGGGAGGCAAUCGGCCAAGCAAAAGACAGGUAUAUCGACCUCAUUGAUCUGCAAGAUCAUCUAAAAGCCUCGGCUCUCUUUCGUUUUGCGGCUUUCAACUCUGGUCCCGAUUCGAUACCAAGUGGCAUACCUGCUGGCACCACAGAUUUGCUGAUAACAUACUCAGUCUCACCAUCGGGCACCUUGAGUCUCUCGGCGAGGUACAACCAGCGUCUAUUUUCAAGCGCCCGAAUUGCCGGCAUUCUAGCGCAACUUCUCACCCUGAUACGGAAUGCUGCUCACGACCAAGAGCAAGCAAUAGGAGCUAUCGACUUCUGCACGCCGGAUCAAGCCGCGCUCCGGCCAGAUCCCAUAUCUGACCUACAGUGGUCUUCUUUCAGGGGCGCCAUCCACGACAUAUUCGCCGAGAAUGCUUCCCGGCAUCCAGAUCGGACAUGUGUCGUUGAGACCAAGUCAGAAGACGGGCCAGAAAGAGUGUUUACUUAUCAGCAAAUCAACGAGGCGUCGAACAUACUCGCCCACCACCUUGUACAAAGCGGUCUGGACAUUGGUGAUGUGGUCAUGAUCUACUCUUAUCGUGGUGUUGAUCUGAUGGUGGCUGUUAUGGGCACUCUGAAGGCUGGUGGCACAUUCUCCGUACUUGACCCGGCAUAUCCACCAGAUCGACAAAACAUCUAUCUCGAAGUCUCGAAGCCGCGUGCUCUGGUCGUCAUAGGACGAGCGACCAAGGAAGCUGGUGAGCUUGAUCAGAAGGUCCGAAGCUACAUCUCCGACAAUCUGGAUCUGCGGACAGAAGUGCCAGAGCUUUACCUGCAUAAUGAUGGCACUCUGACUGGCGGCCAAGUGGACGGAAAGGAUAUAUUCGAAGCAGUCCAGCCAAUGAAGGCCAGAGGCACAGGGGUAGUAGUUGGGCCAGAUUCCACACCGACACUUUCAUUCACCUCUGGAUCUGAGGGCAAGCCCAAGGGCGUCAGAGGCAGACACUACUCCCUCGCUUUCUAUUUCGACUGGAUGGCAAAGACUUUCAACCUCUCGAGCAACGACAAGUUCACCAUGCUGAGCGGCAUUGCCCAUGAUCCUAUCCAGCGGGACAUGUUCACGCCACUGUUUCUCGGCGCACAACUACUGGUGCCUGCAAAGAAUGACAUCCAGAACGAGCGCCUUGCUGAGUGGAUGGCAGAACAUGGCGCGACAGUCACGCACUUGACCCCUGCCAUGGGUCAGAUCCUGGUCGGUGGUGCAGUGGCCAGGUUCGACAAGCUGCAUCAUGCGUUUUUUGUCGGCGACAUUCUGAUCAAGCGAGACUGUAAGUCAUUACAGAGUCUGGCGCCCAACGUCAACAUUGUCAAUAUGUAUGGUACGACAGAAACGCAGCGAGCUGUCAGCUACUACGAGAUACCGUCAAGAAAUCAACGUGAGGGCUUCCUAGAUGGCAUGAAGGAUGUCAUACCGGCCGGUCGUGGUAUGCACAACGUGCAGAUGCUGGUGGUGAAUCGGUUUGACACUACGAAACUUUGUGCCGUUGGCGAGAUUGGUGAGAUCUAUGUUCGAGCUUCAGGUCUGGCCGAGGAAUAUCUCGGUACACCGGAUUUGACUGCUAAGAAAUUCGUCAAGAAUUGGUUUCCUGGGCAUGAGAAGGGCAUCAAGGUAGAUCUGCAGAACUUCGAGAAGUUUAAGUUCGAGCCAUGGGCUAACAAGAAGCUCUACUUCGGUCCAAGAGACCGACUCUACAGAAGCGGAGACCUCGGGCGAUAUACACCGACCGGUGAUGUCGAGUGCUCCGGAAGAGCUGAUGACCAGGUCAAAAUUCGUGGCUUCAGAAUAGAGCUGGGAGAGAUCGAUACACAUCUAUCACAGCACCCGUUGGUCAGGGAGAACGUGACACUCGUGCGGAGGGACAAGUUUGAGGAACAGACAUUGGUCAGCUACAUCGUGCCACAAAUCAAGGCAUGGUUGUCGUUCCUGCGCGAGCGCGGUCUGGAAGAUCAGCAAGAUGAUGGGACACUCGUUGGUCGAUUUGAGCGGUUCCGGCUCCUGCAGCAGGCUGUGACGGAGCAUCUGAAGACGAAGCUACCGGCAUACGCGGUGCCUUCAGUGAUUGUGCCAAUGCGUGCAAUGCCUCUGAAUCCGAACGGCAAGGUUGACAAGCCGAAGCUGCCUUUCCCGGAUACAGCUAUGUUGUCGGCAUCUAGACGGCGGAAGUCCUCGAUGAUGACGCAGCUGACGGACGCUGAGAGGUCUUUAGCCGGAGUGUGGGCUGGACUCGUGCCUGGCUUGCUGCCAAAUACUGUCAAACCAAGCGAGUCGUUCUUUGACAUCGGAGGCGACAGUAUGAAGGCACAGCAGCUGGCAUACAGGAUACGAAGAGACCUGGGGGCUGAUCUUGCUAUCAACAAGAUAUACCGUCAGCCGACACUGAAGGACAUGGCUGCCAUAGUAGACCGACUCAAGUCUUCCGAGUCACUACAUGAAGACGAGAAAGAAGACGAAAAGACCUCAGGUGUUGAGUAUGGCCAAGAUGCGCUUGAAAUGGCGAAAGGUCUGCCUACGUCCUUCCAAACCGCAACAGAGGUCAAGGAGCCAGUGGUUUUCCUGACCGGCGCGACCGGCUUCUUGGGCUCUUUCGUACUGAAGGACUUGCUUUCGCGAAAGUCCCCAGAGAUUAGCAAGGUCAUCCUGCUUGUUCGUGCCAAAGAUGACGACUCGGCCAUGAAUCGCGUCAAGGCCACAUGUGCAGCUUAUGGUGUCUGGGACGAUUCGUGGUCGAACCGCAUCCAGUGUGUCACAGGCAGCCUGGGACCAACAAAGUUCAGUCUAUCGGAUGCUGACUGGGAGGCAGCUACUCAAGCAGAUGUGGUCAUCCACAACGGCGCACAAGUGCACUGGAUCAACACAUACGAUAUGCUCAAGGCUCCGAACGUCCUCGGCACGAUCGAUGCGCUCAAGCUUGUGCUGGAUCACGACGCCUUCGUAAUGGAGUCCGAGCGCGCCAUAGCCGCCGGCGGCGAAGGCAUCUCAGAAGAAGAUGACCUCUCCCGCAGCAGCACCGGCCUUGGAACAGGCUACGGCCAGUCCAAAUGGGUAUCAGAAUACCUCUCCCGCGAAGCCGGCCGUCGCGGCCUCUCCGGCUGCGUAGUGCGCCCGGGCUACGUCCUCGGCGACUCCCAAACCGGCGUCACCAACACCGACGACUUCCUCAUCCGCAUGCUCAAAGGCUGUAUCCAGCUCGGCACGCGGCCCAAUAUCAACAACACAGUCAACAUGGUCCCAGUGAACCACGUCGCACGUACAGUCGUCGCAUGUGCGUUCCACCCGCCCACACUCGGCGUCGGCGUUGCACAGAUCACAGGCCAUCCACGACUGCGCUUCAACCAGUACCUCGCUGCGCUCCAAACCUACGGCUAUGACGCGAAGCUCUCGGACUACGUCCCCUGGGCAUCCUCCCUCGAGCACUACGUCUCAACGCACUCGGACUUCGCGCUAAUGCCGCUGUUCACCUUUGUCGCAAACGACCUGCCCUCGAACACCCGUGCGCCGGAGCUGGAUGACAGUAACGCUGAGGCGGCGCUGUAUGCGGAUAGGGAGUGGACCGGGGAGGAUGUGAGUGCCGGGAGUGGAGUGACGAAGACGACGGUUGGAUUGUAUCUGAGCUAUCUUGUGGAGACAGGGUUCUUGCCAGGGCCGACGGCGGAGGUCAAGGGGGUGGUGAAGAAGCUGCCGCGGGUGGAGGUUGGGGAGGCGCAGAGGAGGGCGUUGGGGAGUGUGGGCGGGAGAGGAGGGACGGCGUAA